Molecule: messenger RNA, 322 nt
Organism: Staurois parvus
Lineage: Eukaryota; Metazoa; Chordata; Amphibia; Anura; Ranidae
Source: the annotation of a GenBank genome assembly
CACUGAUGCACACUGAUAGGUGGCAAUGACUGGCACUGAUUGGCAGCACUGAUAGGUGGCACUAAAAUGCAGCUCAGAUGGGCACUGAUAUGUGGCAUUGAUGUGCACUGGUAGGCACUGAUGGGCACUGGCAGGUGGCAUGGAUGAGCACUGACAGCUGGCACUGAUGGACACUAACAGGUGGCACUGCUGGGGCUACACAGAUCAUCAGGGCACACUGAUCAUCAGUGCCCUGAUGAUCUCUGUCAGCAUGACAGCUCGUGAGGAGAGAAGUGCAGAUAACCGGCAUUUCCCUGUUUACAUGUGAUCAGCUGUGAUUGGA